UAAUACAAAAGAGUUUUAGUGUAAAAAUCGAAAACUCGUCGUGCGAGACCAAGCUAAAGCGAAAACAAAAUAAACUAUUAUGCAAACGGCAAACUCAAAUACUGCAGCAGCUGCAGCAGCAGCUGCUACAGCUAGCGUCGGAAGCGAGCCUAUGGCAACGCCUUUGCGAGCCUGCAGUACGAGCGGCUGCCGGGUGAGCAAAUAUGUGGAAGUGACCAAGCGCAAGUGCUCGCAGUUCGUCACUGCACCUUACAUUAUGCCCAAGCCACUGGUGGUCAAUGGCAAGACAUCGAUUUUCCAAGUGGGCGGGGAAAUGGCCAAAUUGGGCGACGUACCCUCGCUGGCAAGUGUAACCGGUGCCGGCAAUGGACAACCUAUUUACCGGAUUAGACAAGGCACUCAUGCGCAUGUCAUUAACUAUGUGUUCAUAGACGAGGGCUCCGAUUCCAUGGAGAAAGCCAAGUCAGAAGAUCAGGAGGCAAUGCGCAUGUUACUCGAUUCACAGCGAGAGAGCGCCACAGCAAAGCUACAGAAAUUACUAUCCACACAUCGCGGGCUGGCACAACUAGCUGCAGCCACAAUGCCAACUGCUCCAGCUGCUACCACAGCCACUGGGGUGACAGCUACCGUGCCCAACAGCGUACACGUGACUACUCCUCAAAUACAUCCCAACUUGUCCAUUGCCAGUGUGGAGGGCGCUUUGCCUUUUGCAGCGACAGCUACAACGAACGCCACUCCUACAUCCACGCCCUCGCCCGCUUGUGCCCCCGUGGCAACCGCAGCUCCAGCAAAGAGUAAGCAAGUGGACACUAGCGUUGACCAGCUACAAGCCGAGAUACUCAAGCUGCGUCGCACUGUUGCGCGUCUCGGCGGUGGUCGCAUUUCCUAAUGACUAACAUAGAAUACUUUACUCUUAGGUAGCAAACACAUAAACGACAUUUAUUUAUAUAGAGCCAACAAAUACGCUUUGACCUCUCGUUAGAUUUAGCUUAAGACGUUCUCUGUUAAUAAACUAACUUUUUUAGCAU
This is a messenger RNA of Drosophila hydei, 1028 nucleotides long. RefSeq lists its product as uncharacterized. The transcript has 2 exons. NCBI's taxonomy places the organism in Eukaryota, Metazoa, Arthropoda, Insecta, Diptera, Drosophilidae. Bases 80 to 889 code for a protein of 269 amino acids. The record is from RefSeq and is a predicted model, not a curated record.